Messenger RNA from Arachis stenosperma, 537 nucleotides. RefSeq lists its product as uncharacterized. The record is from RefSeq and is a predicted model, not a curated record. NCBI's taxonomy places the organism in Eukaryota, Viridiplantae, Streptophyta, Magnoliopsida, Fabales, Fabaceae. The transcript has a single exon. The coding region runs from base 1 to 537 and encodes 178 amino acids.
AUGAUAGAUGAAACUACUGAACAAGUUAAGAAAACCAGAGAUAGGAUGCUCGCUGCUCAGAGCCAUCAGAAGAGUUACGCCGAUCAGAUGCGAAAGUCCUUAGAGUUUGAGGAAGGAGACCAUGCUUUCCUUAAGGUUACUCCAACAAUAGGAGUAGAUAAAACGAUCAAGAUGAAGAAGCUGAAUCCUCGAUACAUCGGUCUGUUUCAGAUUCUUGAGAGGGUUGGACCGAUGGCUUAUCGGAUGGCUCUACCGCCUCACCUUUCGAACCUGCAAGAUGUAUUUCAGAUGUCGCAGCUUCAGAAGUAUACUCCUGAUGCUAGCCAUGUGUUAGAACCUGAAUCGGUCCAGUUAAAAGAAGACUUGACUCUACUGGUGACUCCAGUCAGAAUUGAUGAUACGAACAUUAAACGGUUGCGCGGAAAAGAGGUUUUAUUAGUCAAAGUGGCAUGGAGUCGGGCCGGUAUUGAGGAGCAUACUUGGGAACAUGAGUCAGAAAUACGAACGGACUACCCACACCUAUUUUCAGGUAACUGA